AUGAACCAUCCCAGAUCUAGCAACGGCGACGAAGCCGACAGACCCAACUUAAAUAACCUGAACGCUAACAUAAGAGAUGAGAAGACCCCACGCUCCACCGCCCCUACUAACAACGACAACACCACCAUCACUGUCGUCGCCAGCAACAGCAACAAGAUCCCCUAUGGCCAGUACCAAAUCGACAUUUACUUUCAAGCCCUCACGGCGGGAAAGAAGCCCGUCACCACCACCGAUCCCAACAAACUUGAACAGCAAGCCCGGGAGGCGAUGAGCCCCCAGGGAUUCAACUAUGUGUUCGGAGGGGCAGGCGAGCAAGCGACGAUGCACGCCAACCGGCUGGCUUUCCGGCAGUGGAAGGUCAUACCCCGUAUGUUGAGAGACACACUGCCUCGCAAUCUAAGUGUGAAGCUGUUUGGCAAGACAUAUGACUCCCCCAUCCUCAUGGCCCCCAUCGGUGUGCAAUCAGCCUACCACCCCGACGCAGAAACCGGCGUCGCCAAAGCCUGCGCCGCCCUCAACGUCCCAUUUAUCUACAGCACCGCAUCCAGCACCCCCCUAGAGGAGAUCGUCGCGGCUCUAGAGGACACAGGAGGCCCCAGCCCGCCCUCACCAGAAACAGAAGAGCCCGCCCCACCGGCGCCGGCGGAUGAUCCCGCAACGGCAGCAUCAGCAUCAGCAUCAGCAGAAGGAAAAGACCCAGGACCAGCCAGACUGCCAACCUCGUCCGCUUCCACCCUAGUCCCUGAUCCCAAGCCGUCCAGGUGGUUCCAACUCUACUGGCCCCUCGACGAUGACAUCACCGCCUCUUUGCUCUCCCGAGCCCGGGUAGCUGGCUGUGAGGUCUUGGUCGUAACACUGGACACCUUCACCAUGGCCUGGCGGCCCCUCGACCUCGACACAGGGUUCCUCCCCUUUGCCGUCGGGGAGGGCAAUGCCCUCGGAUUCAGUGACUCGGUGUUUCGGCAGAAGUUUUCUGACAAGUUUAGCACCGGCGAAAACGAGGCCCAGGUGGAGGACAACAUCAUUGCUGCAAGCCGGUAUUGGGCCGGGGAGGUCUUCUCGGGGCACGCGCACAAGUGGGAGGACCUUGCCACCUUGAGAAAAUUGUGGGGGGACAGGCCGAUUGUGCUCAAGGGGGUGCUGAGCGUGGAGGAUGCAGUGUUGGCGGCGAGAAGUGGAGUUGACGGGAUUAUCGUGAGCAAUCACGGAGGGAGGCAGCUGGAUGGGGCGGUGCCUAGUUUGGAGAUGCUCCCAGAAAUUAUAGACGCCGUUGGGGACCGCUUGACUGUCAUGUUCGACUCCGGAAUCCGUACAGGGGUGGAUGUUCUGAAAGCACUGGCCUUGGGGGCAAAGGCGGUCCUGGUUGGCAGACCGGUGAUAUAUGGUCUUGGAAUUGCAGGGACAGAGGGAGCCAAGCAUGUGCUGGCUUCGCUUUUGGCUGACGUGGACCAGUCUAUGGGACUGCUCGGGGUGCAAACGGUGGGUGAGCUCAACAGGAGCAUGCUCAGAAAGAUAAGCUACGGCGGUGAUGUCAAAACAUCGCUCUAGGCAGGUGAAUACAAAAGGUGCCGCCCCUCAUGGGCCGAUCGGCAAUUCACAUUCA
This is a messenger RNA of Podospora bellae-mahoneyi, 1603 nucleotides long. RefSeq lists its product as uncharacterized. The transcript has 2 exons. NCBI's taxonomy places the organism in Eukaryota, Fungi, Ascomycota, Sordariomycetes, Sordariales, Podosporaceae. The record is from RefSeq and is a predicted model, not a curated record. Bases 1 to 1548 code for a protein of 515 amino acids. Gene Ontology annotation, molecular function: oxidoreductase activity; FMN binding.